AUGGCUGGAAUCAGCGCCCAGAGAAUACGCGAUAUAGUUGGUUCAAUCAAACUUUCGAAUCAGGCCGAUGCAACGAUGUCUUAAGAUCCACAAAAUCAAUCCGGAAAUCUCGGUACCGGUUAUUAGGAUAAUGCCGAAUACGCCCUGCGCCAUUGGUGCUGGAGCUUCUGCUCUUUCUUAUGAUGGGGAUGUUUCUGAAGAAGAUGUGAGUUGGAAGAAAAUUCAAAGAAAUUAAAGCUGUAUUUAAGAUUGCAUAUGCAAAAAGAUUCGCAGAGUGUGUUGGAAAAUGCGAAGUUGUCCCGACGAGAUGCUAUAACGCUGCAGCGGUUGUUGGCGGCUGCACGCCUGGUUGGGUUCGUUUGUUGGGAACAAAAAAGUCUGAAUUUUCUGGAGAAUCUAUGAAGAAAACUAUGAAAAGAGCUUCAUAACUUAUGUAUUUUGAGAAAUUAUAGGUAAAGUUUGAUUUUCCUAUAACUAAUGCUCAUACUCUACUACAAAAACCUCGUUCUUUCGCAAUUUUGCUCUUAUUUUUUAAUAAACCGUCCCAAAAUCCUCCUCUUUGAAGUUUCAAUGACCAUUUGAAACUUUUACGAGAUAAACGAGACUAAAAUCCAUGAGCUGUUUUUCAAUAAUCUUCUUCUUCUUCUUCCUACGCCUUUGUACCGCUUGAGCGGCGUCGGCGCCCCAAGUCGAUUAGCCGAGGUCCUAUCCUGAUAUCAGUGGACUGGCUCGAGUGACAUAUCCGUCCUUGUGUGUGACGGCUGGGGAUUUUGAAGUCGUGGUUUCUCACUACCAACAUUUCUUAAACCCCUUGGUUGGGUCGGGGGAUCGAACUUGUGACCCUGUGGACCGUAGACAGGCACACAACCUGUUGCGCUACGGCCCGCCCCUGUUUUUUUUAAUAAUAUGGGAGCUUAAUAUUGUUCUUGCCUUCAAGAUUUAUACUAUUUCACGGGAACUUUGUCAAGGCUUCAAAAUUUAUCAUCAAUCGGCUUUUCUCAAUUAUAAGGAAUAGUUUCCAGGCUUUCAUGUUCAUCGAAGCCUUGGCGGAUGGCGGCGUUGCUGCUGGUCUGGGCCGUAACGAGUCUCUACGGCUCGCCGCUCAGUCUGUUAUGGUAUUUUUUUUUCUUGAAACGGCCGGCUAGGUAUUAUAUCUAGACGGGAUCCCACUAUAAACUUUGACACGCAAAGAAAUUAUUCAAAAGUACUCUGCGAAAGAGGUUAGAAGUAUAUAUGUUCAAAGCGUUUGCGAUGCGCUCAUGGCGCCAGUUCAAAAAUUAUAUAGCUUAUACAGCGCCAGCUUGUCACGAUUUUUAUUUUCCCACGAGCUACAGAACCCUUCCGGGAGCUUAUUUUCCAAGUGCGCGAACUACCUUUACUUCAGCCUAAAAUUUGGUUAAUUUUAAAGGCGCAUACACAGGCGCAGGCCCCGCGCAUUGAAAGGAAUCUUCCCUGAAGGGUCCUGUAGUUCGUUAGAAACGAAACGGAAAAUAAGUAACGAAAUAAGACUCCUUCUAGACUUCGUUCUGAUGAAAUGCAUGUAAACCAUUUAUACGCCUUAAAACUACAGUAAAAAUCAAUCGUAUCCUGAAAAUUCUUUCAUAAUUCAGUCGUCGAUUUUCACUGUUUUCAUUGAAGGGUGCCGCGAAAAUGGUCCUAGAAUCAGGGGAACACCCGGGCGCCCUGAAGGACAAAGUCUGUUCUCCUGGUGGAACCACGAUUGAAGGCCUUCGAGUCCUGGAAAACCGAGGUCACUUUGAAAGUUGCUUUUUUUAAAUCUGCCUUUUUUAGGCUUCCGCUCGGCUGUCAUUGAUGCUGUGGUUGGAGCGACAGAAAAAGCGGACCGCAUGGGAAAUAAGAAAGAUUAA
This is a messenger RNA of Caenorhabditis auriculariae, 1868 nucleotides long. The record is from the annotation of a GenBank genome assembly. NCBI's taxonomy places the organism in Eukaryota, Metazoa, Nematoda, Chromadorea, Rhabditida, Rhabditidae.